AUCCCAGUGAACGUCCGCCUGCAUUACGUCACCUCGCUCAGUUCCUUUGUAGAUGUUGUAAGAUGAAUCAGCGUCAUGAUGACUUCUACUCUUCAUCACCAUCGAUGGCCUUGACUGCAAAGGAUGAAUGUAACACGAGCUCAACUGUUACUGAUCUGACCAUCAGUGAUGAGACACUAGAAGGAUGGCAGGAUUGUGGAUCGAUGUUUGACAAUGUGAAGAGGAUCACCAUACAGGUAUGGGACACGAUCAGAUGUGACGUCAUCCAGAUGAUCCAUCUACCAGCAGCGACAGAACUAACCAUUCAAACGCAUAAUGAGUAUCGCCAGGUUUCUCUCCAUGAUGAUCACACCUCACUACCCAAUGCUCUCCACAAGGUCUCAUCUCAGCUUGUCAAGGUCACAUUCACAGAUUUCGACAUCGGUAACGAUCAGGCCGAACACAUCAUUCAAGCUUUCAGAUCAACACACGAUAUCAAACAUCUGAGGAUCCUGGGAUUCAUAAGAUGUGGGACUGAUGAGAGCUUCGAUUCUUCUUGUAUUGACUCCAAUGAUGAACAUAAGAUCACUGUGGAGAUAGUACAUGGCAAACCAGUGGGUAAGAACUUUCCAAGAUGAAGUUGCGGCAUCAAGAUCAUGAAGAAUCAGACGAUCCUAAUACCUUGGUCACAUUUGCUACGGCCGCCGUAGAUUCUAAAAUUUCUACGGCGAGUAGCAAUUCUACGGUCGCCUCAGAAUUUCCACGGCCAAUUACUCCAGCGGUCACAUAUGUUACGGUCGCCGCACGGCGUAUUGUUAAAUUUAUGGAAAAAAAAAUCUGCGGCUGACGUAUGUCCUUGAAAUCAUGACGUACGAUCGCCCUAGGGCGACCCUGCGCUGGCCGUAGGGUUUUGACAAAUACUACGGCAGACGCGAGGUGGCCGCAAGGCGCCCUUACGGCGGCCACAGGGGGACUAUACAGUGAGUAUACCAUGAAUUGCUCGUCAAACUCAUCAUGAUAUUUUACAUUAGACAUUUCAUUUCAGAAAGUUUUCAAAGUAUCGCACCU
Molecule: messenger RNA, 1047 nt
Organism: Lytechinus pictus (painted urchin)
Lineage: Eukaryota; Metazoa; Echinodermata; Echinoidea; Temnopleuroida; Toxopneustidae
Exons: 4
Coding region: 63-617 (184 amino acids)
Source: RefSeq, a predicted model, not a curated record